AUGAGUAAUAGUGCGGACGCUGAUAUCACCAAGAAGCCCAUACUUGCGGUGCCAGAGCCUGCACUAGCCGAUACCCACUCAGAAGAGAUAUCAAUCUCCAGAGAUGAACAUGAGUCACAGAACAACGAGCACUCAGACGAGGAAGGUGACGGUAAUGAUUCUGAAAGAGAGCAAUCUGUGUCAGCCGAGCCACUGGAUACAUUGCCGUUGAAAAAGAAGCUAAGAAAUCUUUCAUAUAUUACUUUUUUCACUAUAGGGAUAGGCCUUUUAUGGCCGUGGAACUGUAUCCUCAGUGCAUCGCAGUAUUUCAAGCAUGACAUUUUCAAGGACACGUCCAUUUGGGCAAAGAUCUUUACUAGUUCUAUGAUGUCGUUUUCUACAAUAUCGUCAAUGCUGUUCAACAUCUACUUGGCCAAGAGGCAGUACAAGUAUUCGAGAAGAGUCAUAAACGGCCUUGUGUGGGAGAUUAUCGUCUUUAUUAUCAUGUGUUUUUUUACAAUUUUGCAUUUCCUUUUGCCCAAAUGGUUCAAUUUCAUGUUUAUAAUGGGACUUGUGGUCAUCAGUUCCAUGGGAACGGCCAUGACGCAGAACGGUAUCAUGGCCAUAGCCAAUGUCUUCGGUUCCGAGUACAGUCAAGGUGUCAUGGUGGGGCAAGCUGUCGCUGGUGUUCUGCCCUCACUAGUGCUGUUCGCUCUAGCCUUCAUCGAAAACUCGUCUGUCUCUACCACGGGUGGGAUUCUCCUAUACUUCUUCACCACAACACUCGUGGUUACCAUUUGCGUGGUGAUGUUCAGUGUUAGCAAAAUCAGCAGGAAAGUGAACGAGAGUUGGAAUAUGGAAGACGGACACAUCACUGAUGUAUUGUUAGGGUCUCUGCGCUCUAACGAGGAGGAAAUCCGUAUUGUUGGACGCAUUGAUCAAAUGGACGAUGAAAACCACCACUACGCCAACGACACUCACGACGACAACGACGAAGGGGAGGAACUCCAACUAAAAGUGCCCUUCGAAGUGCUAUUUGCCAAGCUAAAGUACCUAGUCCUUUCCAUAUUCACCACAUUUGUCGUAACUCUUGUUUUUCCCGUAUUUGCAUCUGCCACCUACGUGACAGGACUUCCCUUGAGCAAUGCACAGUACAUCCCCCUCAUAUUCACGCUGUGGAACUUAGGUGACCUUUAUGGAAGAGUCAUUGCUGACUGGCCCAUGUUCCGUGACCAAAAAUUCACACCACGCAAAACCUUCAUUUACUCAUUGUUGCGAGUGGCCGCAAUACCUUUGUUCUUGAUGUUCACAGCCAUCACCUCCUCCUCAAGCGGUGAUGAGGAACACAAUGGCUCCGUAAUCGUUGAUCUGUGCUACAUGCUACUACAGUUCCUUUUCGGCGUGACUAAUGGGCACGUCAUCUCCAUGAGUUUUAUGAAGGUUCCAGAACAACUAGACAGCGACAACGAGAAGGAAGCAGCCGGUGGAUUCACCAAUAUUUUCGUUUCUACAGGUCUAGCUCUAGGCAGCAUCAUCAGCUAUGUCUUCGUCUUCAUAAUUGACGUUAUCAUUAGAUAG
This is a messenger RNA of Saccharomyces paradoxus, 1557 nucleotides long. It is a transcript of the gene FUN26, whose product is annotated as nucleoside transmembrane transporter FUN26. Gene Ontology annotation, molecular function: nucleobase transmembrane transporter activity; nicotinamide riboside transmembrane transporter activity. The record is from RefSeq and is a predicted model, not a curated record. Gene Ontology annotation, cellular component: fungal-type vacuole membrane; plasma membrane. Lineage: Eukaryota; Fungi; Ascomycota; Saccharomycetes; Saccharomycetales; Saccharomycetaceae. Gene Ontology annotation, biological process: nucleoside transmembrane transport. Bases 1 to 1557 code for a protein of 518 amino acids. The transcript has a single exon.